AAGGAUGGGCCCUUUUUUCCGGGCGAUUUGCAUCGUGCUGCUCGCCCUGACCGCCGCUGUCUCGCUGGCCUCUGUCGGCCAUGAGGACUAUCCCGCCACGGACGAGGCCGAGAGAACUGCCAACAAUGACAUCAUUUUCGAUGACUACCGAGGGAAAGGUUGCGUGGAUGACAGUGGUUUCGUGUACAAGCUCGGGGAACGCUUCUUCCCGGGCCACUCGAACUGCCCGUGCAUGUGCACGGAGGAUGGACCUGUCUGUGACCAACCCGUGUGCCCUAAAAUACACCCCAAGUGCACCAAGGUGGAACACAACGGGUGUUGCCCCGAAUGCAAGGAGGUCAAAAACUUUUGUGAAUACAAAGGGAAGACUUAUAAAAUCCUGGAGGAGUUCAAGCCUUCGCCCUGUGAAUGGUGCCGCUGUGAGCCAAAUAACGAGGUGCAUUGUGUGGUCGCUGACUGUGCAGUACCGGAGUGCGUCAACCCAGUGUAUGAGCCAGAACAGUGCUGCCCCAUCUGUAAAAGCGGUCCAAAUUGCUUCGCUGGAACGACGAUCAUCCCAGCUGGCAUUGAAGUGAAGGUGGACGACUGCACCAUCUGUCGGUGCCACAGCGGGGACUGGUGGAAGCCUGCGCAGUGCUUGCGUCGGGAGUGUCUCAACGGCCAGACAUCAUCAUAGAAACCCUCCGGAGCUGAAGGGAGGGACACAAUGAGAUGUGUGGCACGACUGUCGGCGCAGGGGCCACCUUCUGACAGAGACGGACUAAUUGGCAGGAGCACAAUUCCUCUGGCAAACUGAGAUGGGCUGGACGUGCUGAGAUACAUGGGACAUACUGUACACUCAAACACAAACACGCAUAAAAGUCCUUGGCAGAAUCAUAACAAGUGUCUUUAACUGAGGCCACAUUUUUCUCCUGUGAUGAGUUCAUAGUUGGGUGAACUUCAUGAAAACAUUUCACUCCAAAAUCAAAAGAAUACAAUUAGAAAUUAUAUUUAAAAUAAUCCAUUAUAUAUAUAUCUGUGUGUGUGUGUGUGUGUGUGUGUUUGUGUAUGUAUC
Molecule: messenger RNA, 1054 nt
Organism: Carassius gibelio (silver crucian carp)
Lineage: Eukaryota; Metazoa; Chordata; Actinopteri; Cypriniformes; Cyprinidae
Product: von Willebrand factor C domain-containing protein 2-like
Exons: 3
Coding region: 5-676 (223 amino acids)
Biological process (GO): negative regulation of BMP signaling pathway
Cellular component (GO): AMPA glutamate receptor complex
Molecular function (GO): protein binding
Source: RefSeq, a predicted model, not a curated record